CGUGUGAUAUAAUUUUAUAUAUUUUUUAUUAGAGAAAAAAGGAAUGAAUGAGAAAACAGCGAUUUUUUUAUAUAUAUAAAAAGAAAAAAAAAAUGAAUGCCAAUAUAUUAUUAUUAAUUAUUAUACAACAUUAGCGGAUCUGUCAUUUUCUUGAACCAAAGCUUGGAUUGCUUGAGCAGGUCAUUUUCUUAGGGAAAAAAAUUAAGGUAACAUUUUUUACUAUGUGAAGAGACAAUAUUAUAUUAAUUUAUUUCCUCACUUAUAUAUAUAUUUUAAAAAAAUUAAAAAAGAGAGAGAGGCCCCACUUAAAUUGCUGGCUGUUCUUUCUUACAAAUUUGUGUCAGUUGGACACAAAGACAAAACAUGCAUGUUUUUCCUCUAUGGAGGAAGAGAGUAAGCACAUGAAAAUGAUGAAACCAAUACCCAAAAGGCAAGAACAAAAAGAAGAAGAAGAAGAAGAAAAUGAUGAUGACCAGAAAGGAGAGAAGAAGAUGAUGAUCAAUAUGGCUAUAUGGGAUUGUGGGAGUCCAUUGUAUGACUCCUAUGAAUUGGUUUCACUUAGUAAUCUCAUCGAACGGCACCUAAUGAUCUUGCCAUCUCUAGCAGCUGGAUCAUCAAAGCGAUUCAUCAUGGCCACCAAAAGAUUAUCUCAUCAUCAUCAGCCUAUCCACGUGGACCGUCCGAUGGUGGCCGAUGAUACUUCUAAUUCUAUGAUGACCAGAUUGAGUGAAUUGGUGGAAAGAAAGAUGGUGUGGAAGAGAAAAGUGUUUGGAUCAGAAAGGUCUAAGGCAAAAAACACUAAGAAAGUGAAAGCCACUACUACUAGUACUAGUUUUAGUAAGAAUAUUUCUGGAUUAUAUAAUAGAAUUGCUUCGUGGAGAAGAAGAUGAAAAAUUCAUGAUCUCAUGGUCCACCAACAUCCCUGUACUCCACACAGGUAAUAAUUAAAAUUUGAGAUUUCAUUGAAAUUUAUUGGAUUUGAUAUACAUAAUGUUACAAUAUGCAUGUACUUUAUUUUUCCCUUAUCAUCAUCACACAUUACUUAUAUUAUCAAUGUAUCUCAAUAUAUUUUGUAUGGUUCAUUCCCCUUGUCAUUUUGCUUUGAUUGUUUGUGCACACAGUUAUUGGUCUGU
Molecule: messenger RNA, 1133 nt
Organism: Cannabis sativa
Lineage: Eukaryota; Viridiplantae; Streptophyta; Magnoliopsida; Rosales; Cannabaceae
Exons: 1
Coding region: 381-890 (169 amino acids)
Source: RefSeq, a predicted model, not a curated record